GUAAAGCAGGAUAUGUCUGCAUGAACCCCGCAUGCUAGAGAGAGUGUAUUAUGCUGUGAAAUCACAAUUUAUUGCAGUCAGUGUGCAGCGUGGACCCAUUCAAAAUGACCUGGGAGAAGACUGAGUUCACUGGUAUCUCAGUUUAGCAGAGGCAGGAAAGUGACAUGCAGCAAAGAGUAGAAGCUGUAGAAGUAGAAGUAGAAACUGAAACUCAGAAAAAGAGGAGGGCAGUUGAGAGAGAGAGUCAAAGGGGUGGAGGAAAAAGAGAUGUCAAGGAAUGAUAGAUGAACAGACCAGAAAGCAGCAAAGGAGGGAAAGACACAGACAGGGAAAAAGAGAAGAGAAGGUUAGGAACAAAAAGAGCCCAUUGGAAAACUUGCAAUCAUGUUGCUGUGGGUUAUAGCCAUUGUGCUCCUAACUACCCAAGAAUCAGGGUCUCAGAUAGUGGACUGCUACAGAGAUUUUGAUGUGCAGUCGGGAAGCUGCGGACAUCGCCUCGGGCGCAUAGAACUAGACGACUGCUGCCUGAACCCUCACUAUGGUUUCAAAGAUUCUGACGGAGACUGUGACUCCUGCCGUCCUGCCUCGUGGUCCGAGUGGACGGCCUGGGGCCCCUGCACCGUGUCCUGCCUGGAGGGGGUGAGACAGAGGAGGCGCUUCUGCUACGGGAUAGGGUCCUGCAACGACACUCAGGGGCUGGGGGACCUGCAGACAAAGGCCUGCGUGGAGCAGGACUGCUGCCCUGUGCAGGGAGGCUGGGGGGAGUGGGGGCCGUGGCAGGAAUGCUCUGUAACCUGUGGGACAGGGCAGAAGAUCAGAGAGAGACACUGCUCUAUGCCACCCCCUUCAUGUGGAGGCACCUGUGACGGUCCAAGCAGGGAGGUUUCUGUCUGCGACACCGGCAGGGUCUGUCCAGUCCAUGGUGGUUGGUCACCGUGGGUUCCUUGGGGGCCAUGUUCCGCCAGUUGUACAGAAGAAGGUCACGAGUUGCCUGUUCGAAGGCGUUUCCGUUCCUGUGACAACCCCCGACCCUCCUCUGACCCACCCGGUGACCCCUGCCCUGGUUUGAAUAGUGAGCGGGACUCCUGCAGCUUCCUGCCUUUCUGCCCCGUGCCUGGGGGCUGGGGGCAGUGGAGCAGCUUCUCGGAGUGCUCGGCGACCUGUGGCGUUGGGGAGAAGGUGAGGACGCGGCAGUGUGACAGUCCGGCUCCUCGGCACGGGGGUCUGUACUGCUCCGGGGAGGCCACAUCCACUCAGCUCUGCAACACACGGAUCCACUGUCCAGUGGACGGUCAGUGGUCGGACUGGUCGGAGUGGGACAGGUGUUCGAGAGUUGGUAAGAACAUCAACUGCAAAACUUACUCGGCUGGCACCCAGAGAAGGGAGAGGACGUGCCUACACAAAGAUUUUGGAGGGGACAUCUGCCCUGGGUCCUUUAUAGAAACAAGGAUUUGCUACGACAUUGAGAGGUGCAAGAUGUUUGGCAACUAUAGCGAGUGGAGUGAGUGGGGACUCUGCAAGCCAAGCUGUGGACCUAAUGCUGCAAGGGCCAGAACCCGGGAGUGUAUCCUGGAUGUGUCUGCGUACAGACUGGAGGUGGGGCCAAAGCGUGAGAAAGCCCAUUUUGCAGGCAAACCGUGGAGGUUCUGUCGACCACCGAACAUAGAGAAAGAGCAGACCAUUCCCUGUCAAAAUGUUCCCAGCUGCCAGGAACCGUAGUCGCAGCCCCCAAGGGAGAAAACUGGGCACCUCCAUGCCUCCACGAUGAUGCAGUUCAAAAGUAGCCAGUUGAGUUUCAGCUCACCUUUACUUCAAGAUAGCUUACCCUUUCCCCAAGCAAUUUGCCAGUCCUGCUUUUUGACAUUACAGUACGUUGACAGUCCUUUGAAAAGACCAAUAAAAAUGUUCAAAUACUAGUACACAAAAAACAUAAUUAAUUUUAGGCCUGUGUUCAUCAUACAUAUAUGUAUCAACCAUUUAUAUAAUAGGUCCAUCAGCAUGCUAUAUCACGAUUUCCUGAUUUUUCAUGACUUCUCUAAAGUAAAGCAUUCCUCUGUCCUCUACUUUUUGACAAUCUUGUACUUUCAUUUGUAUAUUCAUUGUUUGUGUUUUGUGUUGUAUUCAUGCUGUACAGCUCCAGGGAAAUGGUUUUAUUUAAUUUUCUAAAAAUGUCUAAAUUUAUGUCCAAAAAAUUAAAAGGUAAAUGUAGGAGCACACAUUAUGACAGUUAUUUAACAGGGAUGUGGCUGGAGAAAAAUGUAAAAAUAUGUAGUUAGAAAUUGACGUAGAUCUCAAUUUGUGAAUGGAAUGUAAAUGGAAAUGUAUUAGUUGGAGGUUAUAUGCCAGUUUAUCAGCUACCACAUUAGUGAAACU
This is a messenger RNA of Megalops cyprinoides (Indo-Pacific tarpon), 2373 nucleotides long. Its product is annotated as properdin-like. The transcript has 9 exons. NCBI's taxonomy places the organism in Eukaryota, Metazoa, Chordata, Actinopteri, Elopiformes, Megalopidae. The record is from RefSeq and is a predicted model, not a curated record. The coding region runs from base 385 to 1719 and encodes 444 amino acids.